This is a messenger RNA of Staurois parvus, 2544 nucleotides long. Lineage: Eukaryota; Metazoa; Chordata; Amphibia; Anura; Ranidae. The record is from the annotation of a GenBank genome assembly.
CACUGAGGGGGGUAUGCUGUGUAUAUAGGAGGAGGGGGGUGCACUGUAUAUGGGGAGUGUACUGUACAUGUCUGACUCUGUGUGUGUCCCCUCUGCAGGUGUACCCGGAGCCGCGCACAGAGACCGAGUGUCUGGGAAACAUCAGGGAGUUCCUGAAGGGCUGCAGCGCAUUCAACCUGGAAACAUUUGAAGCCAAUGACCUGUAUCAAGGACAAAACUUUAACAAGGUGCUGAAUUCCCUUGUUCUUCUAAAUAAAGUCACAGCAGAUAUUGGCUUGGGAAGUGAUUCUGUGUGUGCCCGCCCGUCUUCACAUCGGAUAAAGUCUUUUGAUUCCCUUGGGUCACAGUCUGUUCUAAGCCGCUCAUCGAAAUUAUUGCAGGGUCAAUAUCGAAGCCUGGACAUGACCGAUAACAGCAACCAUCACAUGGUGGUUCGAGCAAAGUUUAAUUUUCAGCAGACCAAUGAAGAUGAGCUGUCAUUCUGUAAGGGAGACAUAAUUCAUGUUACACGGCUGGAAGAUGGCGGCUGGUGGGAGGGAACACAAAGUGGUAAAACAGGAUGGUUCCCGAGCAACUAUGUCCGAGAAAUCAAGUCCUCUGAGAAACCAGUAUCACCCAAGUCUACAACACUGAAAAGCCCACCAAAAGGGUUUGAAAACAUCUGCAAUCAACAAAAGCUACUACAAUGUGGUGCUACAAAACAUUCUAGAAACUGAGAAUGAGUACUCAAAGGAGAUCCAAAAUUUGUUAUCCAAUUACCUUCUCGUCAUUUACAAUCCAGUGAAAAGCUUAGUCCAACUAGUAUCUCUUACCUAAUCGGAAACCUGGAGGAAAUUUGUGCCUUCCAGCAGAUGUUGGUCCAGUCUUUGGAAGAAUGUACCAAAUUGCCCGAAGGUCAACAGAGGGUUGGAGGAUGCUUUUUGAACCUGAUGCCUAAGAUGAAGAAUCUUUACCUAGCUUAUUGUGCCAAUCACCCUUCUGCUGUAAAUGUACUGACACAACAUAGCGAAGAGCUUGGAGAAUUCAUGGAGAUGAAAGGUGCCAAUACUCCUGGUAUUCUUGUGUUAACGACCGGCCUUAGCAAGCCAUUUAUGCGUCUGGACAAGUACCCAACAUUACUAAAAGAGUUGGAACGACACAUGGAGGAUUAUCACCCAGAUAGGCCAGAUAUACAGAAAUCCAUGACUGCUUUCAAGAAUCUAUCGGCACAGUGCCAAGAGGUGAGAAAAAGAAAGGAGCUGGAACUUCAGAUUCUGAAUGAGGCUAUUCGUGGCUGGGAAGGGGAAGACAUCAAGACCCUAGGCACUGUUCUUUAUAUGUCACAAGUAAUGAUACAGUGUGCAGGAAGUGAGGAAAAGAAUGAGCGGUAUCUUCUACUCUUUCCUAAUGUGUUGUUAAUGCUGUCUGCAAGUCCAAGAAUGAGCGGUUUUAUCUAUCAGGGCAAACUUCCUCUAACGGGGACAUGCAUCACAAAGUUGGAAGAUAAUGAAAAUCACAAGAAUGCCUAUGAAAUUUCUGGUAACAUGAUUGAAAGGAUAAUUGUGUCAUGUAAUAACCAACAAGAUCUACAGGAAUGGGUGGACCAUCUACAUAAACAAACUAAAUUUACCUCUAUGACCAAUCCCACAAUAAAGCCUCAUUCGGUGCCCUGUCAUACACUUCCUUCUCACCCAGUUACCCCAUCAAGCAAGCAUUCAGACCUCAAGCCAGCACCUCACACACCCCGCGUAUCACACAUUGCCACACCUCUCACACCAUGGAACGCCACACAGUACCAUCAGCUGGAGCCCACUGGAACCACCAAAAACAUCAAAGCCUUGGAGCUUAAGUUGCUUGCGUCCUGCCCCUCCACUCCGACCUUCUGCAGCACUCUGUUAUAAAGAGAGGAUGUCUUGUAUUCUUAAGGAUCUCAGUAAAAGUCCCAAAACAAUGAAAAAAUUACUUCCCAAGCGCAAGCCCGAAAGGAAACCAUCUGAUGAAGAAUUUGCAUUGAGAAAGAGCACAGCAGCACUAGAGGAAGAUGCCCAGAUAUUGAAGGUUAUUGAAGCCUAUUGUACAAGUGCCAAAACACGUCAAACUUUAAAUUCCACAUGGCAAGGCACUGACCUGAUGCAUAAUCACGUCUUGGCUGAUGAUGACCAAUCAAGUCUAGACUCCUUGGGUCGUCGCAGUAGUCUUUCUCGUUUGGAGCCUUCAGACCUCUCCGAAGACUCUGACUAUGACAGUAUAUGGACAGCCCAUAGUUACAGAAUGGGGUCUACUUCUCGUUCACGCAAAGAAUCCGCUCCCCAGGUUUUACUUCCAGAAGAGGAGAAAAUAAUUGUAGAGGAAACAAGAAGUAAUGGUCAGACUGUUAUAGAAGAAAAGAGUCUUGUUGACACAGUGUAUGCGUUAAAAGAUGAAGUUCAGGAGCUAAAACAGGACAGUAAAAAGAUGAAGAAGUCUUUAGAGGAAGAACAGCGAGCUAGAAAAGAUCUUGAAAAGCUCAUCAGAAAAGUCCUAAAGAAUAUGAAUGAUCCCUCAUGGGAUGAAACCAAUUUGUAA